Fusarium mangiferae is the source of this 600-nucleotide messenger RNA. RefSeq lists its product as uncharacterized. The record is from RefSeq and is a predicted model, not a curated record. NCBI's taxonomy places the organism in Eukaryota, Fungi, Ascomycota, Sordariomycetes, Hypocreales, Nectriaceae. The transcript has a single exon. Bases 1 to 600 code for a protein of 199 amino acids.
AUGGUUUACUUCCAGCUCAAACGGGCGUUUGGUCGUUUUGGCUUUUCAGGGCCUUCUCCCAACGGAACAAAUCUCACUUCUACUGAGACAGCAACGCGCACUCAGCACGACACAACUCCGUCUGAGCCGCACAUCCUGAAAAGCUCGUCGCUUACUGUUGCCUAUGAACUCCGACAGAUGAAUGGUCCGAACAGUGAUUCAUCAUCUACGGCACCACUGAGCAAUCAAGCUCACUGCUACAGCAGUCCGCGGUCUCAUUUUUCUACUGCCAGCGCUUCUACGCCAUAUCAUACUACCUUUUCCCAACAGGCACGUAUGCCUGCAGAGCAGCUGCGGAAGAAGGCAUCACCCAAUCUACGAAGGAUGAUGCUGUUGAAUGGCUAUCCACUAGGCUAUCUCAUUCUCUGGACUCCUGGAGUGAUUAAUCGCUUCAUCGAAAUUAAAGGCAUGUCGUCACCACCAUGGCUCAUUGCUUUACUGGCUUCUACACAAUACAUCGGGCUAGUACAUGCAAUCACUUAUGGCUAUAAUGAGCAGCUUAGACGGUCUAUGCGAUCUUGGAAGGCCUUCAGGCAGAGAGCGGAAAGGAUUGAGGAUUAA